Messenger RNA from Pomacea canaliculata, 2851 nucleotides. RefSeq names its product protein O-mannosyl-transferase 2-like. NCBI's taxonomy places the organism in Eukaryota, Metazoa, Mollusca, Gastropoda, Architaenioglossa, Ampullariidae. The transcript is spliced from 20 exons. Gene Ontology annotation, cellular component: membrane; endoplasmic reticulum. Gene Ontology annotation, biological process: protein O-linked glycosylation via mannose. Bases 156 to 2687 code for a protein of 843 amino acids. The record is from RefSeq and is a predicted model, not a curated record. Gene Ontology annotation, molecular function: dolichyl-phosphate-mannose-protein mannosyltransferase activity.
CAAUUUGAAAGGGACGCCACUCUGUCUAAACAAGAAAUGAGGCAAUUUGUAAAUCAAUAGGAGCUAGCUACAGGUUAGAGCGUGUGGCCAUUUAGACAGAGUGUUGCUUGAGGCACGAUCUUUCAUACUACAAUUACCUACGUGGAUUUGCGCUCAUGGAUGUUUUUGAACCAUCUCUGAGACACAGAAAAAUUCCCUCGAACAGAGCUCUUCCGGAUUUGGCGACAAGUAAUUCUAACUGCAAGGCGAACCAGUUAUUAGAAUCUAACAAAACGGAAUGUUUCGGUGCUACAAAUUUAGAUGCUGGAGCAAAUCGGCCCUUAAGUAGUUCGACCACUUUGACAGUCACCAACACAGAGAAGAAAUCAUGCUCGUCAAGCUUUUACGAUAUCAUUAAGGCUAUGAACAGCUUCACACGAAUCGGCGAUGAAAGUGGAGAUUCGAACCCUAAUAAAGGUGAUGCAGAAAAGAGCGACAGCAAAACCGAAGCGCAAUCUGGUAAAGAAUUCAGUUCAAUUGAAGAAAUAUCAACUCACUAUAAAACCAAAAGCAUGGAGAGGGACAAAGACUGCAUCUCUAAUCAAGUAAACAGUCAAAAUGCAACAAACAUCCAGACACCAAGAGCUUAUUACCCAAGUUUGCUUGUAUUUUCAGUAACAUCUUUACUCUUGAGAUUACACAACAUUGAGACACCUGCGCAUAUUUGCUGGGAUGAAACACAUUUUGGCAAGAUGGGAAGCUGGUAUAUCAACAGAACAUUUUUCUUUGAUGUUCACCCACCUCUUGGAAAGAUGCUGAUUGGCCUGGCUGGCUACUUGACAGGGUAUGAUGGAUCUUUUUCAUUUGCUAAGCCUGGAGAUGAAUAUGGUGAUACCCCAUAUAUGGGUAUGAGAGUGUUUUGUGCCAUUCUUGGAGCAGCCUUAGUGCCAAUGACAUUUCAAAUAAUCUGGCAGUUUACUAGCUCCAUUCUACCUGCUAUUUUUGCAGCUUCUUUUGUUCUCUUUGAUGUUGGCACAAACACAUUAUCCCGGUACAUCCUCUUGGAUCCCAUCUUGAUGUUCUUUAUCCUGGCUGCCACUUACUGUAAACUCAGGGUUUUGAAUCUCAGAAAAUGUCCCUUUUCAUUCAGUUGGUGGUUCUGGUUGACUGCUACUGGUGUCAGUUUAGCGGGAGCUAUGGGGGUGAAGUUUGUUGGUCUCUUUGUGGUCCUGCUGGUCGGUGUGUUGACUGCCAGGGAUCUUAACAUGCUUCUGUCAGAUCUCACUCUGGCAAUGAAUCAUCUGAUAAAGCACCUGAUUGCACGCAUUAUCUGCCUGAUUACAGUGCCCUUCAUUUGUUAUCUCCUGUUCUUCCAUAUCCACUUUAAAGUGCUCAAUCACAGUGGAAGUGGCGAUGGAUUUUUCAGUUCUGCAUUUCAGUCCCAACUUAUUGGCAACAAACUUUAUAAUGUCAGCAUGCCUGAGAAUGUUGCAUUUGGCAGUAUUAUUACGCUUAAGCAGAGACGGAUAGGAGGGGCUUACUUACACUCACAUCCACAUCUUUAUCCAGAGGAUCACCCUCCUAGACAGCAGCAGGUUACUACCUACAGUCACAAAGAUGAUAAUAACUUGUGGAAGGUAAAGCCAGCUGACCAGGAUGUUGACAGCUCUGAGACAGUCACUUUGUUGAAGAGUGGAGACCUUGUGCGUUUGGAGCAUGUCAUGACACAGAGAAAUCUCCACAGUCACCGGGAGCCAGCACCUCUUAGCAAAAGGCAUUACCAAGUGUCAGGAUAUGGGGUGAAAGGAACAGGUGAUGCCAAUGAUAUUUGGUUGGUAGAAGUAGCUGGAGCAACUCCUGGUUCUCUGGUACAAACAGUGCGCUCAAGGAUACGUUUUGUUCAUUACUAUGUGCGAUGUGCUCUUUUCUCUCAUGAAAAGAAGCUGCCAAAAUGGGGCUGGGAACAACUAGAGGCAACUUGCACUACAAACAUUCGUGAUCCUCGUGCACAGUGGAGUGUAGAAGAAGUUCAUGACAACAGACUACCAAAUGUCAGCUUUGACCUCUAUUCACCAUCAUUUUUAGAGAAAUUCCUGGAGAGCCAUGCUGUAAUGUCUCAGGGUAAUAGUGGACUGAAACCAAAAGAAGGUGAAAUCACAUCUAGACCAUGGCAGUGGCCCAUCAACUACCGUGGCCAGAUAUUUUCAGGCAAAGAGCAUCGCAUUUAUCUGCUGGGUAACCCUGUGCUGUUUUGGUCUGCCCUGGUUCUGAAAGCAUUGUUUUUUGUCUGCUACCUGAUUCAUACAAUCAGGAAAAAACGGGGAAGUAAAAUUGAUCCGACACUUUUGGAGUACAACGAUAGAAUGUUCAGAACAGCAUGGUGGCUUCUUCUAGCUUGGGGACUGCAUUACCUGCCUUUUUGGUUUAUGUCUCGUGUGCUCUACUUUCACCAUUAUUUUCCUGCCUUUCUCUUCAGCGCUAUGUUUUGUGGUGUAAUGCUUGACUAUGUGGUGAGGCAAGUUUGCCUGUUGGUACCAGAUGGCCUUCAUGUGCCUUUUCUAUACUCGUGCAUGAUCAGCUUCAUGGGACUGAUCGUGUACAGCUUCUAUCUGUUCCAUCCUCUGGCAUAUGGAAUGCAAGGGAACCCACCCAGCGCAGAAGGAGGAAUGAUGGAAGGUCUUCAUUGGCUAGAAUCAUGGGAUUUUUAAAUUGUUGCCUCCUCCUUUUAAAUGACACAAAAUCUUGCAAGUAAAGCUGUUGUUCAUAAGAAGCGCUAUAAUGAUGCUUUUCAUUCAGCAAAUUGAUGGAAGUAUACUGAGAAAAAAUAUGUAUCUUUGUUUUUUCACAUUCUGAAAUAAAUACCUUACAUCUC